AUGAGCAACGGACAGACUGCCGAAUUCGCUCCAGAAGCAGCUCCUUCAUCGACUUCCUUCUUCGUCGAGGCAUCAGAUGGAACCAAGUUCGCCGUCACUGAAGCUGCCUGCAAUCAGUCCGUGACCAUUAAGGAUCUCAUCGGAACAAUCGGAUCCAACACCGCCCUUCCAUUCAACAAUAUUGACGGACCCACUAUGAAACUCAUCAUAGAAUGGUGCGAACACCAUAAAGAUGAGGAGAUCUGGGCAUAUGACUACGAUGCUCGAAUUGGAAUGUCGCUACCAGCGUGGGAUCUGGAGUUCUUGGAAAAAAUGAAGGAUGAGGACUUUGAGAAGUUCCUAAGGGCCGCGAACUAUUUGAGCAUCAAGAAGCUUGUGACCUAUGGAUGUAAGAAGAUACAGCUAAUGAUAAAGGACAAGAACCCGGAGCAAUUGAGGGAACAAUUCAUGAUUUCAACCGACGAAGAGGAGGAGGCAUUGGAAAAGAAGCUUCGAGAAGAGUCGGAGAAGAGAGAGGAGGAGGAGAACCAGACAACCAAGGAGCCAGGAACAUCGAAAUAG
Molecule: messenger RNA, 561 nt
Organism: Caenorhabditis briggsae
Lineage: Eukaryota; Metazoa; Nematoda; Chromadorea; Rhabditida; Rhabditidae
Exons: 1
Coding region: 1-561 (186 amino acids)
Biological process (GO): SCF-dependent proteasomal ubiquitin-dependent protein catabolic process
Cellular component (GO): nucleus; cytoplasm
Molecular function (GO): cullin family protein binding
Source: RefSeq, a predicted model, not a curated record